This is a messenger RNA of Mytilus californianus (California mussel), 1642 nucleotides long. RefSeq lists its product as uncharacterized. Bases 155 to 733 code for a protein of 192 amino acids. The transcript has 4 exons. Lineage: Eukaryota; Metazoa; Mollusca; Bivalvia; Mytilida; Mytilidae. Gene Ontology annotation, cellular component: membrane. The record is from RefSeq and is a predicted model, not a curated record.
GUGAGUAAUCAAACGCACAGGUGAAAUUGACAUGUUGUAAAUACAGGUAUUUCAAAAAUGGCGACGAUAUAGAAAAUUUGAAAUAUUUGACUGAUUACACAGACAAAGGUAUCAUUUUGUGUUAGUAAACAAAAGUCCGGAAGUGUAAAUAAUAAUGGGUGGUGAAGAAGAUUUAGAUACUUUGAAAUUGGAGGACAUCUCUUCUCUGUUUAAAGCGGGAUGUGUUGUUCUGCUAGCAGCCUUCCUCUUCCACACAAUAGGCAUGGCCACCAACCACUGGGCUGUAUCAGUAACAGAUGCUCAUGGCACCAUUCAGUAUAAUGGUUUGUGGGAGAAGUGUGCUGAUGUUAGAUUAGGGAAAGGAGAUUUUGAAUGCCAAGGUUUUAUCUGGUCAGAUCCACAAGUCAGUCAUUGGUUUCGUUACGUACAGACAACAGAAGUACUAUCGUUCUGUGCAAUGAUGAUAAUGAUAGCAUUUGCUUUAUUGUACCUGUUUGCUAAAUUCAUCACAGAAGAUCAUAAAAAGAAUCUUAAAGUUUUGGCCCUUGUUUUGGGUUUCCUCAGUGGUGUACUUAUCAUUAUUGCCUGUAUUGUAUUUGGAUCACUAAAAGAUGUACAGAAACCAAGAAGGAUGCAAGCAGCUUCUGUCAACUUAUCAUGGAGCUUUGCCUUCAGUUUGGUUGGUGGAUUGUUGUCAAUAGCAACAGGAGUCAUCUUCACAAUUUCAUCAUAAACAUUUAAAAAAUUUUAAAUAUUGAUAUCAGGAUAUUGUAUAUAUGCAUGUGUAUAAAUUUCAUUUCAUUUUCAUUUGUUUAUUGGAAGCAUUUAUACAUACAUGUACAUAUAAUGACACUCAAAUCACAAUUUUUGUAUCUGACAAUAUAAAAGCAUUAUGUAAGGGAAAUAAAAUUCUCUUAUCUUUAAACCAGUUUGUAAAUUUGUCCUCUACCAGUACCUUCUUUUUAUUUUUUGACUAGUACAGUUAAGGUGUCAGAAUAUAUAUCUUGGUGGCUGAAAUUUGUACAUUAAAAUGCUAUGCAGCUGGAGUACCAAUUCCAGUAAAAUUUUGGAAACUUAUCGGCAAAACAUAUCAGAAGGUAAAUUUGGUGAUUUUAAAUACAAUAACUCAUUAUCUUACAUUCACCACAUAUACUCAUCAUUUUUCAUAAAUUCUUGUAUACAGAGAGAACUAAAUCUUAAGUUAUUUAAAAUGCCAGUUUUACGAAAUUAAAAAGUCAGCCUGCUGCUGGAUCUGUCCAUUGACUUUAUUUAAACUAUAACUAUGUAAAAAUCAUACAGCAUCUCAUGUUUCUUGUAAUUAUAUUAUUUUUUCUAAUUAAUAGAAAAAGAGAAAUAAGUGUACUUUAACUAAUAAGAGAAAUAUCACUUUUACAUUUUGUCUCAAGAAAGAUUAUUUUAUGGCCUCUUGUUCACAGUAAUUAUUAACAAUUUUUAUGAGGUCUUCAUUUUUAAUCAAACUGUUUUGCAAAGUUAUUUAGUUUCUGUAAUCUACAAAACAGUGUAUAUAAGAAAGAAAUCAUCUUGUGCCAUUUUAAUUAUAUUAUGUAAUCUUGACAAGUUUUAUCAUGUAUAUAUGAUUAUUUUUAUAUCAGAUAUUGUAUAAAUAAACAUAAUAAGCUUU